Eleginops maclovinus (Patagonian blennie) is the source of this 2349-nucleotide messenger RNA. It is a transcript of the gene dram1, whose product is annotated as DNA-damage regulated autophagy modulator 1. The coding region runs from base 313 to 1023 and encodes 236 amino acids. The record is from RefSeq and is a predicted model, not a curated record. Gene Ontology annotation, biological process: regulation of autophagy. Lineage: Eukaryota; Metazoa; Chordata; Actinopteri; Perciformes; Eleginopidae. The transcript has 7 exons. Gene Ontology annotation, cellular component: lysosome.
GAUUACUUGCAAUGACAUAUGUGUAGAUCUUCGCAGGAAUAGAGAGAUGAUAGAGGAAGUAAAGUGCUGGAAGCCAAGUUCUGCUUGUUCUGCAGGAAUUGGUUUCUGUAUAUCGGUUUAUUGGUGGAGGCCAACCUCAUUGUUAUUACCACCGGACCAUGUGACUAUCGGUAACUUCUUCAGACUUCACAGGAACAACAUCCGCAGCAGAAAGAUCACUAUUCCUGGACCAGUAUUUAACGUGUAUUUUUUGUAUUGUAUGGCACUGUUUUAUCCGUCUCCUCUGGAAGUUCCGCUAUCACCCGCUCUGAGAUGUUUUGGUUCACACAAGGACUCUGCUUUCUGCCAGCCUUUCUGGUCAUCUGGUCCUCCAGCACUUUCAUCGUUUCCUACAUUAUUGCGCUUUACAGGCAUGAUGUCGACAUCAUCUUUCCAUACAUAAGUGACACAGGUGCAAACCCUCCAGAGAGCUGCAUUUUCGGCCUGAUGACAUUCAUUUCUGCAUGUGCAGGAGUAGCCACCAUAUAUGCAAGGUACAAGUUUGUGGAGAAGCUGAGUGGGGACAGCAGGGUGGUGAGCACCCGACUCAAUAAAACAGCUCUGGUGCUUGGGCUGCUAUCCUGUUUGGGCAUGUGUAUUGUUGCGACAUUCCAGGAAACCACUGUGACAGAGGUUCAUGAUAUAGGAGCUCUGAUGUUCUUUGUGCCUGGUGUAUUAUACAUUAUCCUCCAGUCCAUCAUAUCUUAUGGUGCCUUUCCAUAUGGGUCCUCCAUGUGCGUGUGUCGAGCACGCUUGUGCAUGGCCAUCAUUGCCACAUUGGCAUUCUUUCCCACUGUCAUCUGUGCGUUCUUUGUGAAGCAAAACACACUGCACAGAGACAAAAACGACCAGGACUAUCCCUACCAUGUAGCCAGCGCUUCAUGUGAGUGGAUUGUUGCUUUCAGCUUCAUCUUCUUCUUUUUCACCUACAUCGACGAUUUCAAACUGCUUACUUUACGAGUGACAACAGAAUGUGCAGAGUAGUCUUGAUGAGUCUUCCACUGCCAACAAACUUUGUAUUUACAUUAGUAUUAUCAACAUGUGCUGCAUUUAUUUUUUAUAUACUUUUACACAUACUUUUUGUGAAGAGAAGAAAAAUAUCAGUGACUGUAUCCUUUUUUUUACAUUGCACUUUGCUCUUGACUGUUGCCUCAGCAGCACGUCACAUCCUGUCAGACCUGUGACCAGUAAGAAGGGAAGUUCAAUAAAGGGAGCACAUGACAGCUGCACUUGUGGUCAAAUGAGAAUUAUGACCAAUAAAGCGACUGACUAAGAGUGAAUGCUGGCUGACGAUUUCUGAGAAACAGUCAGAGCUACACUGAAACUGUUAAUGGCACAUUUCUGAAAUAUUACUUCAAAUGGGAUUAUUAAUGAAAUGCUGCCAGUUUUUAUAACCAAAGUUUAAUUAUAUAUAUUUAAUGGUUUUCCAAUUGUGUUUUCUUCGGAAGCACACAUUUGUGACAACAGAUUAGGUUGAAAAAACUGCUCUAAAUCAGAGUUUUAUUCCUACUUAGUGUAUGCUGCUCAUGUAUUUAACGGUUUCCAUUGAUACUAGGGUUCUACAGUGCAGUUAGGGAGGAGUUUUGGCAUGUAUACAGACUGCAGAAGAUCAUGCACUGGAAUAAGGCUACUUAAUAAAUUAGUUUACUCAGUAAAACUGCCAAAUGAAAUUGCUUUAAUACAAUAAAGACAAUAAUAAUAAUGAACAGGAAUUGAAUCUAAUUCAAAUUAAUACAAGUUUUAUGUGGGCUCUCGGACCGAUAAUAAAGCCUGUCUCUCUCCUACAACUUGAGUUAGAAGCAGUUCCUUUUUUUUAUAACUUCGUUUAUUGGGUUUUUUCAACAGCAGUCAUUUUAACAAAGCAUGUAUCACAAGUGGGUAAAACAAUAUUCACUUAGUACAAAAAUAGAUAGGGUAACAAUGUAAAUGCUGCUUAUAGUUAGAAGCAGUUCUAACAGAAGGACUUCUGCUUCCUAAAGGGCUUGAUAUCAGAGUCAAAUGUAUCCAGGCUGGGAACCUGUGCCUCUCAGCAUACUGCCAAUGCCAUUGCUUUUCUUUUUUAUUGGUGCUAUUGGCCAAAAUUGAAGAUCCACGGCCUUUUUUGUGGAGCAUCGCUUUCUAGAUGAUGUCUAUCAUUGAUGAUUAAUAAUAGAAAGAGAAAAUCCUUUGAUGUAAUAGUGGUCACACGAACACUGAUUAUUAACUUGUCCACUACUGUAUCUACAAGGGAGGUUUUUUUUUAUUCAAUGACUUUAUAUGUGUACUGUUUGCUUAUGACAUUAUGAUCUGAAAAAUAAAUACUUUUCUUAA